Aureobasidium melanogenum CBS 110374 is the source of this 1290-nucleotide messenger RNA. RefSeq lists its product as uncharacterized. The annotation marks the transcript as partial. Lineage: Eukaryota; Fungi; Ascomycota; Dothideomycetes; Dothideales; Saccotheciaceae. The transcript has a single exon. Gene Ontology annotation, molecular function: RNA binding. The record is from RefSeq and is a predicted model, not a curated record.
AAGAAGCGCAAGCGCGUCCUGCCCGAAGAUGAAAUCGAAGUCGAUGUCAACGCUCCCGAGCCGCCGUCCAAGAAGGCCAUGCGUGAGGCCAAAAAGGCCGCAAAAAGAGCAAAGGAGAACCCCGAAGGCGUCGCUGCUGCUACCGCUACCACCGCCGCAGAAGGAGAGAAAAAGCGCAGUGAUUACGGCAUCUGGAUCGGAAACCUGGCUUUCGCUGUCGACAAGGAUAUGUUACGUGUUUUCCUCACUCGUCAGGCUCAGAUUCCUGAGGCUGAGAUUACUCGUGUGAAUAUGCCUGUUCCUCAGGGUCCUCCCCAGCCUGGCCGCACCAAGCCCUCCAACAAGGGUUUCGCCUACGUCGAUUUUGCAUCCGAAGAGUCCCUCAACAAAGCCAUCGCCAUGUCCGAGACCCUCGUCAGCGGCCGCAAAGUCCUCAUCAAGAACGCAAAGAGUUUCGAAGGCCGUCCCGCCCAAGCAACCGCUACCGUAAACGCCCUUGCUGGCAACGCAGACUCGAGCGAAGCUGCCGCAGCAGCAGGAGGUGCAGCUCCCAACAAGAUCGGUCCCAACGGCAAGCCCGUCAUGCCACCCAGCAAGCGUGUCUUUGUCGGAAACCUCAAUUUCGAUGUCACCAGAGAGGAUCUCGAGACCCACUUUGCUCAAGCCGGCGAAUUAGAAGAUGUCUUCAUGGCAACCUUCCAGGACAGCGGAAAGUGCAAGGGAUACGCCUGGAUCCGUUUCGCCGAGCUCGAAGCCGCAGAAUCAGCCGUCCGAGGCUUCAUCUGGAAAUUCGACGAAGCCAGCGAUGACGAGGAGGAAGAAGAGGAGGAAGAGGAGGAACCAGAAGACAAGAAGGCCGAUAAUUCAGGAUCAGAUUCUGACAGCGAAGCCGAGGAUGCCGCUGCAGACAAGAAGGAGAAAAACACCAAAAAGACGAAAAAGCCAAAGAAGCAGAACAAGCGCAAAUGGUUCAUCAACCGCCUGCACGGCCGCCCUCUGCGUUGCGAAUUCGCAGAAGACGCCAGUACACGCUACAAGAAGCGUUUCGGUAAGGAGAGACCAGCUACAGAGUCACACCCCUCAGAUGCAGCACCCAUUGCCGAAGUCGACGGAGCAGCACAAGAGAGACCUCAAAAGAGAUCCAGACCCAAGGGAGAUGCAGACGCCAGACAAGAGGCCCGCAGAAAGAAGUUUGAUGCCAGAAAGAUUAGACCGGGCAAUGCAUUGGCGAAUGCACCAAGAGCUUCUGCUGCUAUUGUCGAGGGUGCUGGUAAGAAGAUUUCGUUUGAU